AUGGUCUCACGGUUAAUACGAGCAGUACCAAGUAAAACACCCUACAAAGUUUUAGAAGUCCCUGAAAAUAUCAACUUUGUUGCAUUACGUGCAUGCUAUCGACGAAUAAUUCAUGAAUAUAAACAGAAGCAAAUAUCUGCUGAAGAAUUCCGACUUAAAGUUCGUGCAUAUGAAACAUUAUCCGAUUAUGACAAACGCAAGAAAUAUGAUUCUUUUAAAGAAUGGAUCUCCGAUCUACCAUUAAGCCAAUAUACUAUACAACAAUUAGCUGCUGAACCUGUUCUAAUAUCAACUCUAAUAGACCGAUUAGAUCAUGCUAGUAUAACUGAGAUCAAUGCUCAAGAUCCUAUAACAGGUCAAACAAUACUUUACGUUGCGGCACGUGCUGGCAAUGUGGUAGCUGUACAAUAUUUAAUCGAACAAGGAGCCCAACCUGAAUUAUCACAGCGCACGAAAAGUACUGCUUUGCAUGUUGCUUCUUUUUAUGGACAUGCCGAUGUUGUACGUUGUCUUUUGGAGAGUGGAGUUGAUCAUAGAAUAUUAAAUAUAGGAGAACGAACAGCUGAAGCUGAAGCUGCUAAUGAUGAUGUAAAACAGACGUUCAGUGAACUCAAACAAACACCAUACGUACGAGCCGCUGUCAAUGAUAUCGACUGGUUUUUGAAUAAUAGUUUAGUACAACAUAUUGAUGAAGAAUACUAUGGUCAACGUCAAACUCUAUUGCAUUGUGCUAGUAAAAAAGGUUAUUUUGAUCUUGUAAGUUUACUUGUAGAAAAAUUAUCAGCUAAUUUGAAUAUUGUUGAUGUAAAUGGAAACUCUGCUCUACAUCUUGCCUGUUAUGGGGGUCACAUUGAAAUUGUUGAUUAUCUCAUUAAUAAAGGUUGUAAUUCAACUUUUUAUAAUCGAUGGGGUUUAACAGCCGAGCAGGAAGGUAGCAAACAUGGUGAUAAAAUUAUGAAUAUUUUUCGAUCUAUGCGUGAUCAAAACAUGUUUGACAGGGCAUGCCAAGGUAUAGAUUGGUGGUUUGAGUAUUAUUUUGGUACUCAAUCCCCAGACACGAUCGAUUCUGAAGGUAUAAGUGUACUCUAUCAUGCAUGUUGCCAUGGUCAGUACAAUAUUGUUAAAUGGUUAUUAGAACAUAAAGCUAAUAUUAAUAUUCAAACAAGAGAAACACCUAAAAAUACUCCAUUACACGGAGCAAAAUAUCACGGACAUCUUAACAUUGUUGAACUAUUACUGGAAUAUGGUGCAGAUAUAACGAUUCAAAAUGAUUUCAACUUAACUAUUUUUGAACAAGGAUUUUCAAAAGAAAUAAAUCUAGAUAGAGCAAGAAUGAUCCAUCAACUUUUAGUAGCAUAUCAAAGCAAUUUACUCGCGAACAAAUUAAUUGAUGUUCAUAUAUAUUUAGAAGAUAAUCAAGAUGAUGAUCCAAAUUUGAAAAUACAAUUGCAUCAUGCUACUACAUAUGAUGAUUUAUUAUAUAUAUUAUCAACUAAGUUUUUAAAGAAUGAACAGAAUCAUUUUUCAAUUGCUGGACGUUCAUUAAAUUUUCAGACGAAAGAAACAACUCUACUAUCCGCUGUAUAUCGUGCACGUUAUCUAAAUUCAAAAUUGAUUGAUACACCACUUUGUCUUACUCUUCAUAAAAAACCAUACGAUGAAAAAACUAGUAAUGAAUACAACAUUCAUCAAGAUCCUGAAUUUGAUUUUCAUGUAUUUGACAAAUACUUUCAAUCAGUAGGUAUUGUCACUCAUUUUCAAUUAAAACCUUCAAUAGAUGAGCAAACGAUUAAUGUUGGUGAUUUAAUAUUUACGUUCUCCGGAGGAUCUGUAAAAAAUGAUUUGGAAUUUGAAGUUCGAGCAAUUUUUUCACCUGUUCAUGAAAUAUUUCGUUCAUCGGAAUGUUUGUGUUUGUUUGAAACAAAUCUUUAUGAAGAUACUUCGAAACUUCUCAAACUUCCUCUUGUAUCCAUGGCUAAUGCUGCAUAUGCGCGUCUAUAUACAUUGGCUAUAUCUACCCCAUAUUGGUUUAGUUGUAACACUCGUCGAACUUGUCUGCCUAUGCUGAAUGGUAUUCAUGCAUUCAUACAACAUAUAAAUAUUAUUCCAAUGUUAUUAACACUACCCGUUGAUAUGGUCAUCGCAGCUUCUAUUAAUCAACCAUUGAUUUUAAGAGAAAAACCUGUUCAAUGUACUUGUUUAUUAUUACAAAAACAUGACCCUAUUAACUUUCCAGAGAUAGUUUAUCAUGGAACGAAUAUUUCAUUUGUUCAAUCAAUUAUUGCUGAUGGACUCGUGGUACCGAGAACUGUAGUCAGUGCUGGAAAAUGUAUUACUCGUCGUGAAAACCAUAUUCGACGUGGUCGUGAAGCUUCUAGCAUUGCUGAUUUUGUCGAUGCUAUUUUCGUGAGUCCCAGUGUACAUUAUAGCUGUGAUCCAACAUAUGCCGUAGCAUUUCAGUAUGGUGAUCAGCAACUAUUACCUAUUCUUGAAUGUAGCGUGAGAAAAAAUAGCUAUUCUUGCUUUCCAUGUACAGUUCCAAGGUAUACCCCACAUUCAGAUGACGAUAUGCAGACUAUUGAAUGGCGUAUGUUAGAUUCAGGAAACAUCGUCAUUAAUGCUGUAUUAUUUAUUCCUAAGAUCGAUUCACUUGAAGCGACUAAACGAGAACGAAUCAAUAAACUAACUACCUAA
This is a messenger RNA of Rotaria socialis, 2694 nucleotides long. The record is from the annotation of a GenBank genome assembly. NCBI's taxonomy places the organism in Eukaryota, Metazoa, Rotifera, Eurotatoria, Philodinida, Philodinidae.